UCCAUGACAUGGAUGGAGGCCCAGAGCUACUGCAGAGCUAAUUAUACAGACCUGGCCAGUGUGACAAACAUGUCAGAGAACCAGAAGGCAAAGGAGUUGGUACCUGCAGGACAAAAGGUCUGGAUCGGCCUUUUCAGAGACUCCUGGAAGUGGACGGAUGGAAGUAACUCCUCAUUUAGACACUGGAAUACAAAUGAACCCAAUAAUUAUGUCAAAAAUGAAACUUGUGUGGCAGCAAACUUUGGAUCAGCUGGACGAUGGGAGGACUGGAACUGUGACCGGAUGACAGCAUUUGUUUGCUACAGUGAUCCUGCUUACAAGCAAGUGGUGAGGCUGAGAAUGGAGAAAAACAACAAUCAGGAUCUGAAUGACCCUGCAGUGAUGGCAGCCAUGCUGGAACAGUUCAAACAGAAGCUGAAGAAUAACGGUGUGAAAGGAGGCAUCGAACUGAGCUGGAGGAAGCAGUCAGACGGGGAGGUCUUCCACAGGGAUGAAAAGGAAACAAAGAACACAGCCUGAAAUAACGAGUUUUAAAUGUUGAUCAGGGCGCGUGUAUUGUUUUUGUUUUGUUAUUUUCAGCGCAUUGUGUUCUGCGUCCUGAUUGGCUGUAGACCAUUGUCAAUCAAUCUCGUGCCCUGUCUCCUGUACAGUACAGAAUGCGUUCAGCUUGUCAAAUUUACAUAAAUCUUCGAUCACUAGCAGUGUGACUCUGAAGUGCUGCGCUGUAUGUUUGUACGUUUCUCCCUAACAAACAAGAAUGUCAGCCAAACGUUUUGCACCACCAAAGGCAACCACAGGUGCCUUUGGUUUCAUUCUAUAAUACUGGCCUUAUUUUUCUAUGAAGGUUUGAACUUUGAGUGUUUAAACAAGAGAGAAGUGUGAAAAUGUUCAUGCCUGUCUGAGAAAAGUGUAUAAAGUGUGUAGUGAAGAGUUUUACAGCCUUAAAACAUCUAUAAUAAUUGUAAAAAAAUUAAGUUGUCUACUUCGCAGAUUUCACCUAUCGCGGGUUAAUUUUAGAACGCAACUCCUGCGAGGGACCACUGUACUGUUAUUUUACAUUUAGGGGAUUGAUUUUUUUGUGUCUGUCUGGAUUCAUCAUUUGAUAUCUUUAUUCUGGUAGAUUGCAAUCUGUGUUUAUUAUGACAUCACUGAGACUUUAACUUUUGUUUUCCUGUGUUCUGGUUUAUGUCUGUUAGUAGGAGUUUUUAGUUUCUUACAGGUAUCUGUGACUGUUCCUCCCUCAGUCUCAUGUCUGUGUUCAUAUCUCAGCACUCCGGUGUUCUCUACUCAGGCAUCUUAUUAAGUGUUAGGAAAUAGACAAGAGAACUAACACAGACCUGUAUACUGUUUAAAAUUGAAAAAAAAUUAAAGUUGAUUUUUUUUAAAUGUUUUGUUAGUUUCACUUCCUGCUGUUUGGUUACUCUGACUGUAUUCACACUCAGCGUCUGAGUGUAUAAACAGUCUUGUCGCUUGUUGUAAAGCCCUUUUGUUUUGGAUUUACUUUAUCAGUGGGAUUAACACUUUCUUGGAUUUUACAAAAACUAUUAAAAGUUGAGGAAUUGCCAUCCAAGUGAAAGACUAACUUCUAAAAAUACGUUUGAGUGAUCUGUCCACAUCUUUUGUCAGGUUUAUAUAGUGGAUUGUCAUUUAUGCUUAGAAAUAUCUACUCAUAUAUGCUUAGUUUUAUAAUCAAUGUCAUGUUGGUAGAGGUUUGAUCCUUAGUAGCCUGUGGAGACUCUGUGCCUCCCAGAGCACUCUGGCAUGCACACACAACUUAAGGUCAGGAGAGAGGUUAUAUCUGCGCUUACUGAUAUAUGGUGUAGCAAACACACGUAUAUCUGUUUUACUCUAAGUGCCUUUUGUUU
Messenger RNA from Oreochromis aureus, 1865 nucleotides. RefSeq names its product C-type lectin lectoxin-Phi1-like. The transcript is spliced from 3 exons. The record is from RefSeq and is a predicted model, not a curated record. The coding region runs from base 4 to 519 and encodes 171 amino acids. NCBI's taxonomy places the organism in Eukaryota, Metazoa, Chordata, Actinopteri, Cichliformes, Cichlidae.